This is a messenger RNA of Porites lobata, 4270 nucleotides long. The record is from the annotation of a GenBank genome assembly. NCBI's taxonomy places the organism in Eukaryota, Metazoa, Cnidaria, Anthozoa, Scleractinia, Poritidae.
AUGGCGGAAUUUGCAGCACAUUUAAACCAAGGAACGGCAAAUGCAAACCCUACGAUAUUUGAGAUAGUCGCCCAAGAAUCUAUGGCGACAGUCCUUAGACCUGCUGUUUCUUAUGGCUUGAAAGUUUUAGCAACCUCAAAUCCCGACAGAUGGGGCUGGUUAUGGCGUGUAGGCGACGAGUUGUACGUCAUUUUAGAUUACAUUGUCCAGAAUCACUACCUGAAAAACUUCGGAGGGUCAAUCUCGGAACACUUUUAUGGUCUUAAAAGAGUGUUCAACGUUGAAAAUGGAGAGAGCAGUGGAGGGAUUUCAAAUUAUCACAGAUACUUGUCGUUAAUAAUGCUUGUUGCGGUUCCUUAUGCAAAACUCAAACUUGAUCAACUUUUCGAACGAAUAAGGGAAGAAAAUGUGACCGGAUAUCUAGCCUCCUACUCUUCCAGAAAACGCUCAUAUUUCCUUCAGCUGAAGAGAGUAUUUAUCUAUGUUUAUCCCUGGUUACAUUUUACUGGGGAAACAGCGAUACUGUCUUAUUAUCUGUUGUACAUUUUCAAGUUUUGUAAUGUUCAUUCUCCUCUACUGCACGUCAUUGGAGUCUCACUUCAAAGGCUUACAAGACAAGAUAUGCUUGCACACAGCAUGCAGAAUGUCAAUACUGGCGUAUUCAGUGGAAAGACAUUAACUGAAAGAAUAUCAGCCAUUCCAAGAUCACUAGCACAUUUGCUGGCAUCAGUUUUAGCUAAUGGUCUCCCAGUCAUUGUAUUCUUUUUGAAGUUUAUAGACUGGUGGUAUUCAAGUGAGAACAAGGGAGCAGUUCAAGCUGUUACACAAUUACCAAUUCCACCCCCACCUCCUCAACCUAAGGUAAAGUACUAUUUUUGUUAGUUCUAUCAUAGUUAGUUAAAUAUUAUUGGAGUGGUUGGGAAACCCUUUGCAGUGCUGUCAACUCUCCCGGAUAAUCCAGGACACUCCAGUUUUUGGACCGUAUCCCGCGGUCUCCAGAUUAGAGUAUGAAAUCUCCUGGACAUUAAGUUGUACACUCAACUGUCCGACAAUAAACUUUUAAAUAUUUUGGGUUGUUUGAGCUAUUUUACUGUUAACAUCAAACGUUUCCUUGUAAACUUCUGUAUGGUAUAUUUUGCCAUUGCAAUGUACGCAAUAGAGCGGUUUUGGUUUUGGUUUUGGUUUUACUACGCCCUUUGGUUGGCUAGUGUAUUUACUUUGGUUUUGGUUUUACGACAGUCAAGUGAAAACCGCUCUAACAUUGCAAAUUCAUGAUGAUCGGGUCAACUACUAUUUUUUGCACAAAUGACUUCAUGUACCAUGUGAUAUGAUGCCCCUAUGAAUUCUCAAUGUUUUAGGACGUGGGGGGUUGACAGCCCUGCCUUUGUUAUAAGGUUUUGUUAGAUUUUUGGACCUAACCGUGCACAAUGUUCAAUAGCAUUCCUAUCGUUUUGAAUUUACUGACCAAUAGAAGCAUUGCAUUCAUUUAUUCAGUCACAAAUUGUUAACAAAAAACAAAGGAUUGUGCACGGUCAAGGAGCUUCCAAUAUAUCCUACAGCACCAUUGUUUUCAACUAUGAUGUUUCACGGCUUUCCUAACCAGUCUCCUCUACUAACUACUAUUACUAUGGUUCUACUUGUUCAGGGCUCGAAAUUGCGACCGAUACGGUCGCAUUUGCGACUUAAUUUUUCUUACUUGCGACUAGAAAAACGAGAGUAGUCGCAAAUUUGCGACUAGGUUUUACCUUAACUGAUACGAAAUAAAAGGACUAGCACUUGAAUUUUUGCUUAAAUAAAUUUAGAAAUAAAAAGAUUCAUUGAAGUAGCGUCUUAUAAUUUUGUUACAAUCUGAAGGUUUACCGUAAUUUACCUGGAAUGCAUACACGCAACGAUAUUCCUUAACAGCACCCCAUUUUCAGUGGGUCUGUAAACAUGUCAAACAUGCACAUUGCAGGCUCAUAUUUCGUUUUGAUUUGCCGCUGACAGUCGUUAGUCACUGAGCAAGAUCGAAGGAACAGAAACAAGCAGAAAAACUGGAGUCACUAACUUUCGUUGGUAAAAAAUGAGUACUUAAGGCUUCAUUGUUUCUUCGUUUGACAGUAACGGUUAGUUUUAAAAAAAAGAUUUACAUGUAAAAUAAAUCGGUUCCAAGUGGGUUGCGAAUCUACGUAUACAUGAAAACGAGGUUUAGCAAACAAAGAUGGCGAAAGCUUAAUAUAUAAAAGAAUUCGUUACUUGUUUUGUCAUCGGUGGAAAACCUGCAAAAGGUAAAACUAAAGGAAUUUAGUUACGUAACGUAACCUAUAACCAUGUGGGAUGUCCGCCCAGUACAAAUGUUAUUGCCAUUUUGCAGAGAUUGGAGGCAUUUAAGAACUGCAGUUUCCUGCUGUAAUAUCUGUUCAUGAUUUGGAAAUCUAUCGUUUUGACUAAAAUAACAGACACUAAUUUAUGUGCCUUAACGCUGGUUCAACUUGAUCGUUUAGAUGAACUGGUGUUGUCCGAGAUGCUAAACGUUCUGUACUUUUAAGUCUCGAAAUGACAUGAAAGCUGUUGAAAGAAUGAAAAUUAAAGCGUUAAUCAUUUAAAAGCCUACUUAUUUCUUGAUUAAAUGACCUCAAUUAAUUUCGCGACUAACAUUUUCAAAGUUGCGACCAAAUUUUCGCAACUAGUCGCAAAUUUGCGACCAGACAUUUUUUUUAAUUUCGAGCCCUGUUGUUAUUGUUGUUUAACCCGGGGGGGGGGGUACUCUCAUAACUUAACUACAGGGGAGUGUCGCUGAGUCUUUAACACUCUGGACCUGUUCCAGGCAAAAAGAGAGGAAUUUGCACCACUGUUUCAGUCAAUUAGCAAAAACAAAAAUGCACACAACAUUGUUGUCAAGAAGUUGUUUGUUCUUUGGGCAGUGGAAUGUAUUUAAGCUUGAUCGAGAAUAAUAGGGGGUUCUCAAGGAAAAAAAUCUGACCCUCUUUUCCAGUCAGUGAAAAUGAAGUAAAAUACAGUCAUCUUCCAGAGAUGAAGGUUGAGUUUUAUACCCUGUUCCAGAGUCAGAGAGGCAAAAAGCAUAUCAUGUUGGGUGACACAGACAUACGGAAGGCCACAUAUGGAAGUACCACCUCUCUCGUGGGAUUGUUUUGCAGGUCUCCCAAAAUGGUUAUAAACAAGUCCCAGGAGAUAUUCUGAGUGGAAUUUUUCCUGAGGCUGAAGGGUAUAGAAUGGUAUCUUGAAAAACUUGAGUAUUGGAAAAUUUUGGUGUGAUCUCGAAACCUCAGAAGCAAGUGUCAAUUUUGAGUGAGUUUUGCAUCUUGGUAUCUUGCAUUUUUUGCCAACGGGUCUCAGAGUUUCAGAUUUGUCGUUUUUUUUCUUUCUGUUAGUCGAAUUUUUCAGAAUUCAUGGGCACAGCUUAUCGAACUGAGCUAGUUGUUUUUGAAAGGCAGUAAAACAAGACAAAGCAGUAUAUUCAUGGUAGGCUUCCACUGUGCUAGCUUCCAUUUCAGCAUUUUGAGUCAUUUUAUAUAGCUUUAUUUGUGCCACUCGAAAUUUUAAGCACUUAGUGUCUCAGUCUUGGAAUUUUUAGAAGUAAAGUCUCAGGUGUAGAACUGAUAAAAAUGCUUAAGUCUUGGUCUUGAAUUUACCAUUGUAUACCCCUAGGCUGAGAUGCAGCAACAGGGAAAAGGAAACUGCAUCAACUAUCAAAAUAAUGUAAUGCACCCUAAACUUAAGAUGAUCAAGGGGUUGAGAGAAGCAUUGUAAGACAAAGAAGGAUGGAGGAAGUAUACAGAAUAUCUACAAACAGCAUUUAUGCCAAAAUGAAUGGCUUGAUGUUGAAGUUCUCAAACCUUUGCCAUCUGUUUGUUUACUUAGAUGAUAGCUUUACUUCUUAUUGUCUUUCUUUAUCAAGUUGAGGGGGUCGGUGGGGAGGGUUAAUAAUUAUUGUCCACCCUGGAGUGGAGGUCGGGGAGUGCAAGUGCUUCACAUUCCAUAGGCUGCAUCCCUAAUAUUAACUCUCUUUGAAGAGGUAUUUAGUUCGCUUAAGGUGAUUUUUGUCUUUUUUCAGCCUGCCCAACAUGGCGUAAAGCUUCCACCACAUCCUGCCCAGUGUCCCCUUUGCAAGAAAGUUUGCACCAACCCAACAGCACUGUCAUCAUCUGGUUAUGUCUUCUGCUAUCCUUGUAUCUAUAAGUACUUAAACCAACAUGGUUGCUGUCCAGUCACUCAUCUGCCAAGUGCUUCAAAGCAACUUGUUAGACUGUAUGUUGAUGACACAAACUAG